Peronospora matthiolae is the source of this 258-nucleotide messenger RNA. The record is from the annotation of a GenBank genome assembly. NCBI's taxonomy places the organism in Eukaryota, Oomycota, Peronosporomycetes, Peronosporales, Peronosporaceae.
AUGACGGCGAUCUACAUCAAAAACCGCCUGCCAUCACCCAAGAUCGACCACAAGACUCCGUUCGAAAUCGUGUACAAGUCGAAACCGGGUGUCAAGCGUAUGCGCGUGUUCGGAUGUCAAGCGUACAUCCUUACACCAAAGGAGAAGCGACUGAAGUGGUAUACGAAGGCUCGUGAAGGGAUGCUCAUGGCUACGAAGAAGCGUCAAAGGCUUACCGGGUGUACAACAUUGAGGCGGUUCAUUGGUGAUCAGUCGUGA